Molecule: messenger RNA, 1269 nt
Organism: Impatiens glandulifera
Lineage: Eukaryota; Viridiplantae; Streptophyta; Magnoliopsida; Ericales; Balsaminaceae
Product: CBS domain-containing protein CBSX5-like
Exons: 2
Coding region: 46-1233 (395 amino acids)
Source: RefSeq, a predicted model, not a curated record
UUUCUCUAUCUCCAUUUGAAAUCCUGAUAAUCCUCCCAUUUUUGCAUGGCAGUUAGAUUCCUAGCUCGCGAGGUAUCAGAUAUGUGCCUAGGGAAGCCACAGCUACGGCCAUUGCCGAUAUCCGCAUCAGUCUCCGACGCAUUGUCCGCCUUAAGAACCACCGGCGAGAGCAGUGUCAGCGUAUGGAAAUGUGAACAUUCAUCGCCGAAGAAGACCGCCAACCUAGAUUCUUGUCGGUGUGUCGGCAAGGUUUGCAUGGUAGAUAUCAUUUGUUUCCUCUGUAGAGAAGAUAACCUUUCUUCCCCCUCGAUCGCGCUUCAGGCACCUAUUUCUGAUCUCAUAGGAAAUAAUGCCAGACUCGUCAAACAUUUAGAUCCACAUUCUAGGCUAUCUGAAGCAAUAGAUUGCAUACUGGAUGGAGCUCAAAACCUAAUUAUUCCGAUUGAUAACAAAUUAAGCAAGUCGAGAAACAAGCAGCCAACCACCACCCUGCACAAUGGGCAAGAAUUCUGCUGGCUAACCCUAGAAGAUGUAGUUCGAUUCAUACUGAAUUCCAUUGGAGUUUUCUCUCCAGUAUCAGCAAUGAGUAUUGAUUCGCUUCACAUAAUUGACCCUCAUGUCAUGACUAUCCACUAUGAGGAACCUGCUUCCUCUGCUUUGAACUACAUAUCUCGAUCCCUAAUCGAGCAGAAAUCAGUUGCAGUAGUAGAUGAACAUAUAAGAAUUAUAGGCGAAAUAUCUCCCAAUACAUUAGGUUGUUGUGAUAAAACAGUUGCAGCUGCAAUUUCGACUCUUUCUGCUGGUGAUUUAACUUCUUACAUUGAUUACGGUGGCCCUCCAGAGGAUUUGGUUAGGCUAGUGAAGGUAACAUUGAAGGAGAAGAAACUAGAGGGGAUGUAUUUAAUGAUGGAAGAAAUAUCUACAUCAUCAAGAACAACAGCAACAACUAGUGGUUGUUCUUCUUCGUCGGAUGACAAGAUUGGAUUGGUGAGGAGGAAUGGAGGAACGGGUCGUUACCCUCAAAAGAUGAGAAGGUCCGAGGCGAUAAUAUGUCAUCCUUGGAGUUCAUUGGUGGCUGUGAUGGUUCAGGCGCUUGCUCAUCGUAUGAGCCAUGUUUGGGUUGUCGGAGAAGAUCAUUGUUUGUUGGGAAUUGUUACGUUUUAUGGGAUCUUGCAUGUUUUCAGGAAUAUUGCUAGGCAUAAACCUGAAGGAGAGACUUCUUUUAGGCUCUAAUUGAUAAUCUAAUACCAUACUUUGAAACAAACUAUC